Messenger RNA from Gigantopelta aegis, 798 nucleotides. RefSeq lists its product as uncharacterized. NCBI's taxonomy places the organism in Eukaryota, Metazoa, Mollusca, Gastropoda, Neomphalida, Peltospiridae. The transcript has 3 exons. The record is from RefSeq and is a predicted model, not a curated record. Bases 10 to 798 code for a protein of 262 amino acids.
UUUUCCAGGAUGUUUAUUCACGUUCAGUCCUUUAAUAACAGAAGAAACUGUGACAUGUAUUUAUUGUUUCAACUCUUUGCUGUGUCAACAGUUCUAGAAUUGGUAAAGUCUUUAAGCUGUGCGGAGGAUUCCACCUUUAUAAAAGACAAAUCGUUUUCCAAUUUACGGAUACUAGAGGGCGGAAUACGUAACCACGAUGGUGUUGAAAAUCAAGCAAGUUGCUCUUUGAAAUGUGAAAGACGUUCUGAUUGCAGAUCGUUCUUUUUCAACAAGAAUACUGCUAAGUGCCAAAUUAAUUCUGUGAUUUACCUUUCUAAAGAUGGAUCAGAAGUGGAUGAAGGAGCUGCAUUCUUCAGGAAAAAAAUGGAGUGUCCUGCACUGCCGUCAGUACCAAACUCUCAACCAGAGUUUGACGUGAACUCUGCCCCUAACGCCACAGGGACGGUACUGAAGUAUACGUGCAAUGUUGGGUACUCGCCACAGGGGAGUGUCAGGUGUCAAGUAGACGGCACGUGGACUCAGAUGUCCUGCACUGAAGCGUACGCACUAGAACUGGCCCUGCCUGUUGUCCACGCACAAACCCCGUACUCAGUUUUCAUCCUUGAACCGGGCGUGGCAACUAUCGAAGACCCCAACCCCAUACCCAGUAAUAGGACUAAUAUCCACACCCAAUCACAAUACACAGUUUUCGCACCAGAACUGGCCCUGCGUGCUGUCCAUGCCCCAACCCCGUAUUCUGUUUUCGCUAUUGAAUUGGCCCUGGCAUCCUUCAAACACCCCAACCCAAUACCCAGUUAA